CUGCGUGAGUGGUACUUACAGUACUGCAGCCUCAGGAGAGGUGCUGCUGGAGCUCUUGCUCGGGCUUCCCCUCCUAGGCGGUUGCUGCCCUCUCCCCAGCGGCUCCGAGAGUGGUACGCUCGUCGCUGCAGUCUCCGGAGUGGCGCUACUAGUGUCACGGACCCUGCAGCUGGAGGUGCUGCUGGUGCUGCUGCUGCUGGCGCUGCUGCUGGAGCUGCUAGAGGUGCUGCUGGUACUGGUGCUGGUCCUGCUGGAGCUGCUGGAGCUGCAGGAGGCUCUGCUGCUACUGGCAGUGCUGCUGGAGGUGCUGCUGCUGCUGGCGGUGCUGUUGGCGCUACUGGAGGUGCUGCUGGUGCUGGUGCUGCUGGAGCUGCUGGAGGUGCUGCUGGUACUGGUGCUGCUGGUGCUGGUGCUGCUGGAGCUGCUGGAGGUGCUGCUGGAGCUGCUGGAGGUGCUGCUGGUACUGGUGCUGCUGGUGCUAGUCCUGCUGGAGCUGCUGGAGGUGCUGCUGGUGCUGGAGCUGUUGGAGGCACUGCUGCUGCUGGCGGUGCUGCUGGAGCUACUGGAGGUGCUGGACCUGUUGGCCCUGGAGGUGCUCGUACUGGAGGUACUGGAGCUGCUGGGACUGGAGCUGCUGAGGGGGUUGGAGCUGGAGUUGCUGAGCGGCCGCGGCCGUACUACGUUCCGCUCCUUCAGCAGGUUCUUGGUCUCCCGCCCUCUCCUGGUCCUCCUCCUCCCCUACUGAGUCCACCGCCUGUCCAGUCACAGUCACAGUUACAGCCUGCCUCUCCGCUGCCUGGUCCUUCUCCUUACACUGCACCGACGGGUAGUCUUACUGAGCGUCGUGAGCCUGAGUCUCGUCCUCCGUCGCCUGAGUCUAGUCCAGAGUCGCCUGUCCGGGCUGUCCGCGCUGGUCGUCGUGCUCCGCGUCAGCGUCCUCCUCCUGUCCUUGGCACUCACUAUAUGACCCUGCGUCCUUCCACUGCUCCACAGCGCGUCCCUCUGCCGUCUCCUCCUGCGUCCUCUCUUCCUGACGUUGCUGACCCGCCGUCAGACCUUACUCGUGCUGCCAGUCCUACUGUCGCGCGUCUCCUUGCCACUGUUGUCACUGACCCUACCUUUGAGUCCUCUGCUGCGUCUGCUCUAGUCGCGGAGCUUGUUGACUUUGCUGCCGCCUGUCGUCUAGACUACGCCGCUAGCCUUGUUGCUGAGUCUGAGUCUGUCUGUCCUCCGUCCGUCGGGGGUGAGUGUGCUCUUGGCACGGACGUCCUUGAGGACAGACAGGAGGAGUUUGAGUGCUUUGCUGCUGCUUUACCUCAUCUCGUGUCCGUGCUGAUUGCCCCUGAGGGAGACCCGGAUGCACCAGACAUCCCGACCCCACGCUCCUACGCAGAGGCGAUGGAGGGUCUCUACUCCUCUCAGUGGCAGACAGCCAUGGACGCAGAGAUGGGGUCCACAGGCACCUACGUCGACGAGGUUCCCCCACCUGGGGCGAACAUCGUCAGUGGCAUGUGGAUUUUCAGGACCUUCUCCCCGACCCCGAAGAUGACCACUCUUCGGGUUCUGCUGCACGUCGCUGCUCAGCGUGACUACGAGCUCCACUGCAUUGACUUCAGCACUGCGUUCCUACAGGGCACCCUGCACGAGGAGAUCUGGCUGCGCCGCCCACCUGGCUUCACUGGGUCGUUCCCUCCUGGUACCCAGUGGAGCCUCCGGCGGCCAGUCUACGGUCUCCGCCAGGCACCUCGUGAGUGGCACGACACACUGAGGACUACUCUUGCUGCUCUUGGGUUUGCUCCUUCUACUGCUGACCCGUCGCUGUUUCUACGCACCGACACCACUCUGCCGCCAUUCUACGUUCUCGUGUACGUAGACGACUUGGUCUUUGCUACUGCUGACACCGAGGCACUCGCCCACGUGAAGUCGGAGCUGCAGAAGAGACACACGUGCACAGACCUGGGUGAGCUGACAAGCUAUCUUGGCUUGCGGAUCACCUGGAACAGAGCACAGCGCACCAUCACCUUGACUCAGUCACACAUGGUGCAGCAGGUCCUUCCGCGCUUCCGCUUCAUGUACUCCUCGCCUCAGCCCACUCCUCUGCCUACCGGUUACUCGCUCUCAGCUCUGCCUUCGGAUGAGUCCGUAGAGCCGAGUGGCCCGUAUCCAGAGCUUGUGGGCUGCCUCAUGUACCUGAUGACCUGCACUCGACCUGACCUAGCCUACCCUCUUAGCAUCCUAGCACGCUAUGUCGCUCCUGGCCGUCACCGGAAGGAGCACAUGGAUGCCGCUAAGAGGGUGUUGCGCUACUUGUGCAGUACGUCGGGCAUGGGGCUUGUGCUUGGAGGACGGCGCGACGUUGUCCUCACUGGACACUCAGACGCUUCUUGGGCUGACGACCAGGCUACUCAGCGGUCGUCUCAGGGUUACACCUUCAGCCUUGGCUCUGGCUCAGUUUCUUGGCGUUCUACACGCUCUUCCUCUGUUCUCAGCUCCAUUUGUGAGGUUGAGAUCUACGCCACAGCCAUGGCUGCCCAGGAGCUUCGCUGGCUCACCUACCUGCUGACCGACCUGGGAGAGCGGCCUCGUUCUCCUCCAGUGCUGUACGUCGACAACAAGGCCGCCCUUGCCUUGUGUCAGGAGCACAGACUGGAGCACAGAACAAAGCACAUCGCUCUGCGCUACUUCCUUGCUCGAGAGCUACAGCAGCGUGGUCAGCUUCGUCUUUCGUACGUGGCCACUCGGGCCAACACUGCUGAUGUGUUCACCAAGGCUCUUCAGCCUUGUGAUCAUCAGCGUUUCUGUACUGUUCUAGGCCUUGUGCCUACUGUCCCUCACUUGCUCACUUCUUGA
Closterium sp. Naga37s-1 is the source of this 2850-nucleotide messenger RNA. The record is from the annotation of a GenBank genome assembly. Lineage: Eukaryota; Viridiplantae; Streptophyta; Zygnematophyceae; Desmidiales; Closteriaceae.